CAGCAGCAGCAGCAGCAGAGGCAGCAGCAGAGGCAGCGGUGGAGAGCAGGCAGCGCGGAGCCAGGCGCCCCCGGGCCGGCCCGGACCCCGCCUGACAGCCCCUCAGGCCCGCCCCCGAAGGCGCGUUCAUGCCCCCGGGGGGCUCGGCGUGGGCCUCCGCAGUGGUGAGUGUGCGCCGCGGCUGGGGGUGCGCGUGCCGUGCCGUGAGCGGGGGCCGCUGUCACCGCGCUGCUGCUGCCGCUGCUCCCUCCCCACUGGGGCAUGGCCAGAGCCCAGCAGGAUGGCAGCUCUCCGGAGCCGGUGGAGGGGCUGCCCCGGGAGAGCCCCAGGACCUUCCCCCUGGGCCGGCUCAUGCCCUCUGCGGUCUCCUGCAGCCUCUGUGAGGCCGGCUUGAACCCCUCUGGCGACUCCAUGUGCCCAGCCCCGGGGCCAGCGCUGGCACCCUCUUCCCUCCUGCCCCUCGCUUACUUCUGCACGCGACAGCCCCGUGCCUAUGGGGGCCCCCGCUGGGCACGGGCGGCCAGGAGCCCGGCGGCCGGCAACCAGGGCCAAAGCGGUUCCCUGCCCUCCCUGGGCCCGAGGUCUGCCGAGGAGGAGGGGGGACAGGAGGGAGAGCCCCAGGGAGCGUCCCCCAUGUCUGGCGGCCCCCCGGGGGUGUUAGGCCCGGAGCACGGGGACCAAGGCGAGCAGCAGGACCGGGAGAUCGGCGCCCAGCUGCGCAGGAUGGCCGAUGACCUCAACGCCCUGUACGAGCAGCGGAGACGGGAGGAGGAGCAGAGGCGCCACCUGUCGCCCUGGAGGCUGCUGUACAAUCUCAUCUCGGGGCUCCUGACCCCCCAGCGAAGGAACCGGAUGCCGGACGUGGAGCCCAACUAGCGUCCGGGCUGGCUCACAGGACACCGCGUGGGGGGCGGCCAGAGGAGGUCUGGAGGGCAGGACCUUCCGACCCGCUUCCUGUGGACUCUUGGCAACAUGUAGCGAAUCUGAGACGGGCCCCCGGACGCCGCUGGGGGGGCGAAUGACUCUGGGUCCAGCCCUGGAAAAGGCCCCGCCCGGAUGGCCCGGGAGGACGGUGGGGGGGCGGGGGGGUUCUGACCGGACACUGGACACUGACCAAGAAGGGACCUGAGGAGGAGGGGCAGGAGGGGUGCACGGCGGGGGAGGGGCCGCCCCCUCGCCUCCUGCCAUCUCAGGAAGGGCCGCGGCGGGCCGUGCCGUCUCCCCCCACCUUUCCCGGCCUUUGGUGCUUCGCUCCCUGCCUUGUUGGAAUGAGCCAAAAACGAACCACUAGCUUCCCAGAGGGAAAGAGCCGCCAGUCUCUGCUGUGGAGAGCCAGCCUGCCCUUCCUGAGCCGGCAGGUAACCUGCCCCAUUUUCAUUUCCUUGGGGAGGGGGAGAAGGACCCCCGCCCGGAGCGCCCGAGACCCGCCCCCGGAGGCGGGGCAGAAGGCUCAGCUGGCAUUCCCCAAGGGGGGCAGGGGGGGGCGGGGGGCGGGGGGGACGGGAGGGGGGCGUGUAAAUAGAUUGUACAUGAUGCUGUGUGCUGUAGAUACUGGAAUGAAUUUUCUGUACAUGUUUGGUUAAUUUUUUUGUACAUGAUUUUUGUAUGUUUCCUUUUCAAUAAAAUCAGAUUGGAGCAGGAA
Monodelphis domestica (gray short-tailed opossum) is the source of this 1642-nucleotide messenger RNA. RefSeq names its product BCL2 binding component 3 (gene BBC3). NCBI's taxonomy places the organism in Eukaryota, Metazoa, Chordata, Mammalia, Didelphimorphia, Didelphidae. Gene Ontology annotation, cellular component: mitochondrion. The record is from RefSeq and is a predicted model, not a curated record. Gene Ontology annotation, biological process: positive regulation of apoptotic process; execution phase of apoptosis; release of cytochrome c from mitochondria.